This is a messenger RNA of Morchella importuna, 789 nucleotides long. RefSeq lists its product as uncharacterized. Lineage: Eukaryota; Fungi; Ascomycota; Pezizomycetes; Pezizales; Morchellaceae. The transcript has 3 exons. Bases 1 to 789 code for a protein of 262 amino acids. The record is from RefSeq and is a predicted model, not a curated record.
AUGCUUUUCUCAUACUACACACAGCUCCUGGCGGCUUCAACUGCCAUGUUGAUUGGUGGUGCUCUGGCUACAUCUGAUUAUCACCCAGUGCCAACCUCCACCGAGGUCACCACAACCAUCACAACCACUGUAAGGACUACUGUGACCUCUACAUCCACUACCAUAGCGACCAGCACCCGUGGUGUUCCCUGCCCCACUGGCGAGGCCGGCGUCAUGAAUUUCGAUGACCUCGAAACCGACGGUGUCUCUGCCCUCCCACUCGAGUACCAAGACUUCAAAUUCUCUGGCUCCGCCGGCUGGCAAUACUUCUCCAACGUCUCAUACCCAGCCAACAGCACUGAGCUUCGUAGCAUUGGCAGCGCCCCCAACGCCAUCCUCUCCCGCUCGUACGGGCUCGUUUCCUUCGGCUCUGAGGACCGUGGGUUCUCGUUCGACCUAACGUCUGUUUCGUUCUUUGCAUUCACGGCUAAGGAGGCAACUACCGCAAACACGACACAGACACUGCUGGUGGAGAUUGGGGUUACGAGGGCAGACACUUCAACCGACGUUUACUAUCUCCAUACGCAGAAUGGAGCUCUGAAUGCUACGGCGGCGGCGGAGAAGGUUGAGUUGGCACACAUUGGUGACUUUGAGGACCUGGUAGAUGUGUCAGUUGCGGUGUGGCAGAGCUUUGAUAACAGCACCAGGGAGGGCAACCCGGCGGCCUUUGUGCUCGACGAUAUUGCGUAUGUCAAGAGGCCGGAGUGCGCUUCUGAGGAGGAGGCGGAUGUUGAUGCUCCGGUUGUUUAA